GUCUGCUGUUGCCUGGUAACGUGCCCUAGCGGGCGAGAGAGGCUGCGGCCGCGGGCAGAGUAUUCAGACAUAUAGUAUUGCCAUUUUACUGCUAUUCAUUAAUGUCUGCGUGGUUGCAAAGAUGGUGACUGCAGAUGACAGCCAGUGGGAUGAAACCAUCUGUGACAUGGCUGUGUGCCAACACCCACAGUGCUGGGACACUAUAAGGAGGAUUGAACAGGGACAUCCUCGGAUCCGUUUAAGAAACUUUGACUCACUCUGCAGGGCUUCUUCUUCAGAAAGCAAAGAUGAAUUACCAACACUGAAGAUUAUAAACUUCCCCAGCAAUUGCUCUCCCCGAGGAAGGAUCAGAUGUUCCAAUUGUAACCGAACUAUUUCCACCUUCACUGCACUUGAGACCUCUUUCUCUCCUUCUCUGUAUGAGACUUCAGACUAUGACUUCUCUGACCGAAAUUCUGAAGUCAGUUCAGAAGAACUCAUUUCCCAGGACUGAACUCCGCGGUAGAGUCACCACACGAUCCACGGACAGAAUGAGACGUUUCACCGUACUUGAAUAGAGUUGGGAAAUCUCCAAGUGAUGGAUCUCAGUGAGGUUGCAGCUCCCAAGCAGGACUACCAUCCAGAAAGUGGAAAUUUGAUUGUUAAAUGGGUCCCAAAUAUACGCAGAAAAUCUCAGCGGCCUGAGGUGGAAGGAGUAACAGAACUGAAGCCUAUAAGAAGACUAGGUGUUAAAACCCUGAGCUCUGCAAGUCUCCUUUCCCUCAAAGAACGGCAAAGGAAAGGAAGAGAUCUUGACAUGAAGAGAAAGAAGUCCAAGAAGGUCCCUUCAGGAGGUCAACCCUAUCAGCUACUUACAAACAGGAGUCAUAAAAUUAACUUGGUGACCAAAAAAAUAAAACCAAUCCCAAGCCACAAAGGUGACAGACACCUGCAGACUGCUACAAUAGUGGAGCUGCAAGAUCAAGGUGCCCUGCAGCUGGGGAACUGGAGAGUGGAUGUGCCUGAUGCUACAGAGAAGCACAUACAUUCUUUGCUUGUGCAAAAGAUUCCAGUAGUGAGUUUGAAAGAACAAGGCCUGGAAAGAAUGAGCAACAGACCUUAUCUGAGGAAACCAUUUGAAGGCUCCUUAGGUAUGAAGAGCCAUGAGACCAAAUUAGAGCAGCAACCUGGCUAUGCUGAAGUAGGCUCAAUAGUACUCACCACCCAGUCUCUGGAGUCCUGCACGCUAGAUGGCACAAAGGAAGCCUCUGCAAACAAAAAACAACUGUCACAAAAACCAUCUGCAGAACGGGAAUUCCAGGAAGGGGAAGGCCCCAGACAGCAACAUGAGGGACUUGGGAAAAGAAGGUCUUCGGGGAUGUAUGUGCUGCACAGGAGCAGCCCAGCAAGCCUGGUCCUUGAGGGUGUUGGAGAAAAUGGGUACCUGCUGUCAAGUCCAGAAACACAGUAUGAAAUGUACUGCAAGCGUCUAGCAAGCAAGAAGGAAGCAGCACAGGCACUGGGCUAUCUUCAGGGAGGGAGCAGCCAGCGGCAGCCAAGCCCAGCUUCUCUGACACCAGAUAAUGAUAAACAUGAAGCUUACUCUUACCCUAACCCUCCUCCCCCUUCCCCUUCUCCUUUCCCAUUGAGGGACAAUGACAAGCCUUCCCCAGAUGUAGAAUCCCCUCUCUUCAGAGAGGACAGCACUCUAAGGGCGUCCAGUGACCAAGGCCACGGUUUUGAUUAACCCCUCAUUAGACAAAUGCAGUGGAAACCUGAUCCUAUAAUGUGUGGCGAUUGUAAAUGAAUGUGCAGGUUAAGGCACAAUAUGAUUGAUGCCAGGCGCUUUCCAUGGGUGCCUGCUUUUGCCAUCGACAGCUGCAUCAAGAGACCAAGAAAGAGGAUGAAUGAAGUAACCCGCCUGCUCUAGGGACCUUUGAAUGUACAGGACAGGUUGA
Chelonoidis abingdonii (Abingdon island giant tortoise) is the source of this 1937-nucleotide messenger RNA. Lineage: Eukaryota; Metazoa; Chordata; Testudines; Testudinidae. The record is from RefSeq and is a predicted model, not a curated record.